Messenger RNA from Leucoraja erinaceus (little skate), 3922 nucleotides. It is a transcript of the gene pipox, whose product is annotated as pipecolic acid oxidase. The coding region runs from base 76 to 1167 and encodes 363 amino acids. The record is from RefSeq and is a predicted model, not a curated record. The transcript has 8 exons. Gene Ontology annotation, molecular function: sarcosine oxidase activity; flavin adenine dinucleotide binding; L-pipecolate oxidase activity. Gene Ontology annotation, cellular component: peroxisome. Lineage: Eukaryota; Metazoa; Chordata; Chondrichthyes; Rajiformes; Rajidae.
ACCAUUCACUAGGAACCUGUGAGGUGACUUUCUCCACACACACACAGACUAGUCGCCACAUGGAACAAGUUAGGAAUGUGCCACAGCGGUAGAGUUGCUGCCUCACAGCGCCAGAGAUCCGGGUGUGUGGAACGAGCUGCCGGAGGAGUUUGCAAGAUGUCGGUACAGGGUGAAGUUGACACAAUAGUGAUCGGAGCAGGAAUACAGGGCUCUUACACAGCGUACCACCUGUCCAAGCACAGCAAGACGCUGCUAAUAGACCAGUUUGCUUUGCCUCAUGCCCGCGGGAGUUCCCAUGGACAGACUCGAAUUAUUCGAAACGUUUACGCCAAGACUUACUACACAGCCAUGAUGACGGAAUGCUACCAGCUCUGGAAACAACUGGAAGCUGAAACCAACACGGAACUCUUCAGGCCAACAGGGCUCUUGGUUCUGGGGAAAGAGGGGAACCCAAGUUUUCAGACCAUGAAGUCCACCUUGAUCGACAACAAUGUGCCCAUGACCACGUUAACAUCUGCCGAUGUUUCAAAGCGAUUUCCAGCUGUCCAGCUGCCAAGAGGCGUCUCCGCUCUCCUCGACAAAACAGCUGGCAUCUUGUAUGCCGACCGAGCCUUGAAAAAUGUACAGGAUUUGUUCCGGAGAUUUGGAGGAAUCAUUCGCGAUGGUGAAAAAGUUGUUCAAAUCCAACCUAGCGAUCUGGUUACCGUGACAACCACUGCGGGAAUUUACAGAGCAAAACGGCUGGUGAUAACUGCUGGACCUUGGACAAAUAAACUGUUGAACCUUGUGGGACUGCAGCUUCCACUCGAGGUGUGCUAUCACAGUGGGAGCCGAGCGGACCCAGAUGAACGUGACGUUAGUUUUCAACGGCCUUCCCAGGACGUGGAGCUUUUGAGAGACUUUCUGUCGAGGGAGUUUCCUGGUCUGGACCCCAAUCCUGCUGUGGUUGAAUCCUGCAUGUACACAAAUACUCCCGAUUAUGAUUUCAUUCUGGAUCAUCAUCCUGACCACAAGAACAUCAUCGUUGGGGCUGGAUUCUCAGGUCAUGGGUUCAAGCUUGCCCCGGUGGUCGGGAAAGUCCUUUCGGAACUCUGCCUCGGAGAGAAGCCGUCGUACGAUCUUUCUCCUUUCAAAAUCUGUCGGUUCCACUUGAAGUCUGUGCUCUAGGGCAAAGGGGGAAAGAUUUGAACGUUAACUCGCGUUAAUAAUUCACGCAGGGAAAUUAUUUUAUCACGCAAAAUGACGGCGCAAAGUAAAAGUUCCUGGUUCGGGAAAUAGAGGAAUUUGUGUAAAUUGUUUUGUUUUUGGGAAAUUACCUGGAGAAUAAGAAUAUGCAGUUAAUUAAAUGGGAAAACACAAAGCUGAUCGAUCCAUUGUCGGUCUUUUGGUGAUUUUACUGGGUCUUGAAAACCAUCCAUUUACUGAUCCACUAUCUCUCCUGACCCCCUUUCUCCUGCCUUCUCCCCAUAACACCACUACAAAUCAAAACCCUAUCUGUAAUAAUAAUAAUAAUAAUUUUAUUUAUAGAGCACUUUAAAAACAAUCAUAGUUGCAACAAAGUGCUGUACAUCACUAAUCAUUGACAAAAAAGUUAAUACACACCAAAAAUAACAAUCAAAAGAAAUAGUAGGAAAAGACAUGUAAAAUAAAGAAACAUCAAAAACACCAAAAACAGAAGCAAAGCCUCAGGCAUGGUCAAAAGCCAGGGAGUACAAAUGUGUUUUAACACUGGAUUUGAAGAUGGACAGUGAGGGGGCCUGUCUGAUGUGCAACGGCAGGGUGUUCCAGAGUGCCGGAGCAGCAACAGAGAAGGCUCUAUCCCCUCUGAGCCUCCGACUAGACCUCGGUACCUCCAGGAGCAGCUGUCCAGCUGACCUGAGGGACCGGGCAGGAGCGUAUGGGUGGAGCAGCUCAGAGAGGUAAGGCGGGGCGAGCCCAUUCAGAGAUUUAAAAACAAAUAACAGUAUCUUAAAAUGAACUCGAAAGUGCACCGGGAGCCAGUGUAGGGAGGCCAGAAUUGGCGAUAUGUGCUCCCUCUUUUGAGUCCCUGUUAAAAGGCGAGCAGCAGCAUUCUGAACCAACUGGAGACGAGCCAGUGAAGAACGAGCAACACCAAAAUAGAGCGCGUUACAGUAAUCCAGCCUAGAUGUAAUAAAGGCAUGGAUUACUGUCUCAAAAUGCUGCCGCUCGAGAAUGGGCUUCACCUUCGCCAGCUUCCUUAGGUGAAAGAAGCUGGACUUAACCACCGUCUGUCUUAAAAAUAUCCAUUGACUUGGCCUCCACAGCCGUCUGUGGCCAAGAAUUCCACAGAUUCACCACCCUCUGACUAAAGAAAUUCCUCCUCAUCUCCUUUCUAAAAGAACAUCCUUUAAUUCUGAGGCUGUGACCUCUAGUCCGAGACUCUCGCACAAGGGGAAACAUCAAAUCUACAUCCACUCUAUCCAGGCCUUACAUUGUAGAGUCCGCUGACUGGUUAGCACACAGAGAGUGGUGAAUCUCUGGCACUCUCUGCCGCAGAGGGUAGUCGAGGCCAGUUCAUUGGCUAUAUUUAAGAGGGAGUUAGAUGUGGCCCUUGUGGCUAAGGGGAUCAGGGGGUAUGGAGAGAAGGCAGGUACGGGAUACUGAGUUGGAUGAUCAGCCAUGAUCAUAUUGAAUGGCGGUGCAGGCUCGAAGGGCCGAAUGGCCUAGUCCUGCACCUAUUUUCUAUGUUUCUAUGUUUCUAAAGGUGUUUCACCGUACCUCGGCACAUGUGACAAGCCGUGUAUGAUCAGAAACUUUAGAUCUUUGGACCCAGAUUGCCAUUGGAACAUGAAAGGGCACCGUGGUAUUCGGAGUGGUGAGCUACCUGCAGUGUAUGUCGGUUCCCCUCAUAGAUUACAAGCAGAAAUAUUAAUAAACCUUGCUGCUUAUCUGCCACUCCAAGCAUGGCACCAAAGAACGAGCUGCCAUGGCAACUACCCGACUCAGAGCUACUUGUACAUUGAAAUGGGCCGAUACUUACAUUACAGUCGCUAAUAUUCCCUGUCAUUAGAUCAGGAAAUUAGUUGCAAUUUUAAGUUAUUUUCUUUGUAAUAACUAGUCUGAUUCCAAAAUUGCAGCUCGGAGAUCCUGAGCUCUCCUGCAGACUGGUGCUGCCAGUUGCUUUCUUCAAGUUGAUUGAGGUAAAGCGGUAUUCUGAAGCGAUGGCAGUCAAGAGGCUUUUACACAGGCACGUGGAUCAGUUCACUUUAGUUUAUUGUCACGUGUACCGAGGUACAGUGAAAAGCUUUUGUUGCGUGCUAUCCAGUCAACGGUAAGACAAUACACGAUUACAAUCGAGCCGUUCACAACUUACAGACCCACGAUAAGGGAAUAACAUUUAGUGCAAGGUAAAACCAGCAUACGCAAUACAGAAUACAAGUAGAAUUAGGCCAUUCGGCCCAUCAAGUGUACUCUGCCAUUCAAUCAUGGCUGAUCUAUCUCUCCCUCCUAAUUCCAUUCUCCUGCCUUCUCCCCUUAACCCCUGACACACGUAUUAAUCAAGAAUAUAUCUAUCUCUGCCCUAAAAAUGUCCACUGAUUUGGCCUCCACAGCCGUCUGUGGCAAAUAAUUCCAAUCAAAGAUAGUCCGAGGGUCACCAAUGAUGUAGAUAGUAGUUCAGGACCGCUCUCUGGUUGUGGUAGGAUGAUUUAGUCGCCUGAUAACAGCUGGGAAGAAACUGUCCCUGAAUCUGUGCCUUGUACUGAACAUUAUUCCCUUAUCGUGUAUCUAUACAUGUAAACGGCUCGAUUGUAAUCGUGUGUUGUCUUUCCGCUGACUUGAUAGCACGCAACAGAAGCUUUUCACUGUACCUCGGUACACGGGACAAUAAACUCAACUGAAUCUGGAGCUGUGCGUUUUCACACUUCUGUACCUUUUCCCUGAUGGGGGAGGGGAGAAGAGG